CGUCGCCACCGUCGCUUGAUAGAAACAGCACCGAUGACGUACUCGCAGCUUUUUUCGAGGCCUGUUAUUACCUUUACGUCACACCCGACCGUAUCCAUAGCCCUCUGCCGAGUCCGCCCACUGCUGUAUCCCUCAGAUCUUCUGCAGGAUGGUGGACAACGUCGUCGACAGGCUAUUUAGCUACCUCGAUCGAGUGUCACAACAAGAUCUUUUGUCCCUGGACGCCGAGAACAUAGAAUGGCUACCGAGGCUCGGCACCCUGCUGCCAGAAACAGCCGUCCGAGAACUCCAGCGCGUGAUUGCAGAUAGCGGCAGCACGAGUCAUUUCUUGCCGCGUAUCGCCUGGCUCAUGUGUUGGCUGAUGGAGCGGAACAAGAUUCGCCCAUGGCUGCUCUACCGUUUCGGUGCCUCAUUCUUGCAGGCCGACCACGCCUCGCUUCUGGAGGUCGUGGCAAGUAUACUCCAGCGUCCCGGUUACCGUAUGACGAUUCAAGUGAGGCACCGAGAAGGAACCUACUACGCCUGCAUGAUAAACGGUUACGCGUCUCCAGUCAACGAGGGCAACGUAAUUAUGUGCUUGGUCUUCUGGCACGGCCUGUCGUUCGCGGCCGCGUACGUUGGCCGAGCCGACCACCAGCGCCAACUCGCGGACGCCUUGCAUUACGCCCUCAACGGCGAAACCGUGGAACUCUUAGAAGGCCUUCACGCAGACCUACGUGCCGCGUUUCGUAUUGGGUGCCGUAACUUGAUCAGUUCAUUCAGCUAUCGUAUAGCUGUUGGCCCGCCUCUCGGUGCAGUGUGUUUCGUGCCACAACAGCAGCAUUCCAAUGUACCAUGGAGGCACCCCGACGGAUUUCUAUGACAAACGGAAAAAAAGUGCGGAUGGCGGUAAUUAUUCGAGUACCGUAUCUGCAAGCAGGGAUUUGACAUGGCACACGCCGUGCCUCGCGACUGAUUUGUAGACUGCAGCCUGCAGCGAUUCCAGGGCGAGACUUGUCAAGUGCCGCGUCAGCAUUCGAGGCACGCCGGGUCACUCAAUUGCGCCACGGGGGCACGGAUAACCCUUGACAAGCAAAUUGCACUGGCGGACCGCUACCGGAAGCACACCAGCUUUCACACGACACGAGUGGUGUACAUUCUUUGUCAAGAGCUUCGAUACGGCGUGGCAUUCUGACCGCAACUGCUGUGGCGCGGCCUAGUGCAGAAUACCGUGGAAGGUGAACUGCACUAUCCAAGCCAGACACUAGCCUUAACAGGUCGGUUUCCUUCUGCGCCCUUCGAACAGCAAGACGCGAUUCAAGAGCGCUCCUGAUAAAUGUGUGGGGUUUGCGCGCGAGGUGCGUAUUUGUGACGUCGCCGCGAAGACUAAGCGGCUAAAAAAUUUGUGAAUGUGACAUGAAUGACGCCAGCAUUCGUAUGCUAACUAGCUGUUUUCAUCAUUGACGAAAAAAUAAAAAUUUUAUUACAACCUUGA
Messenger RNA from Dermacentor andersoni, 1474 nucleotides. The record is from RefSeq and is a predicted model, not a curated record. NCBI's taxonomy places the organism in Eukaryota, Metazoa, Arthropoda, Arachnida, Ixodida, Ixodidae.